AUGGCCGGUGCCUCAGGGAUUGAUGCCUCUGAACUCCAGCCCAGCCCGCGGUAUCUAUUUCGGCAGCCGCAGGCGCUGCAAUGGUUUGAGAAUAGGAAACUUGUGAAGCGCCAGGAAGGGGAACGUCAGGCCGGACGUUUUGAGCUUUUCUUGGACCUUCUCUAUGUCGCCAUUCUUGCGAACUUCGCCGAAACCCUAGCCGAGGAAAUUUCGGGCGCGCACCUCGUUAAGUAUAUUCUCAUCCUCGCACCCACCUGGCAUAUUUGGUCCGACCUCCGGGAAUUGAUGAAUUCUUUCUAUAAUGAUGACCUGCUGCAGCGCGUUCUCAUUCUUUGGGUCAUGGCUGUACUUGUAAUGUAUGGCAACAAUGCCCCCUCUGUUGAUGAGGAUAUUGGCGCUAUGAGGGCCACUGUCGGCUCGUACAUGGUCGCGCGCAUCUCAUGUGGCGCAGCUCACCUACUGUACUCCUUUGCCAGCUAUCACCACCGAGCACAGCAGCGGUUGUGGGUCGUGCUCACGUUGUUGUGCCUCUGCAUCUACAUUCCACUGUACUUCGAGUCUGUAUCAAUGCGCGGUAAGAUCGCUGCGGCCGCCGUCGGUGUAUUUAUCGAGGAGUGUAGCUGGAUCUUCUGCUACUCACCUGCGGCCAAGAAAAUGCUGAAGACUACAUACUCAACUGCCGUCGACAUCCCACAUGAGGUUGACCGGUUCGCCGCAUUUUUCAUCAUUGUCCUGGGCGAAUAUCUAUACCAGAUCGUUGUCGGCUCGCCUGCAGCUGUGGGCUUCAAUCCGCGCUUGAUUCAUGCCAUCUGGACCUUGAUCAUUGCCUUUUGUCUGAACUGGAUAUACGUCCACAAUGACGGCGCACUUCAAAGCACUCAUCCGCUCCACUAUUCCGUCUACACCGCAUUCUCGUGGGCUGCUCUCCACCUGCCCCUGGUAGCGAGUCUGCUGGCAAGCGGCCAUGUUGCAGCGGCCAGCGCGGCAGAGGACAAGUUCCGUCAUGCUGAGCGUUGGCUACUUUGUGGCAGCCUUGGGACCGGCCUGUAUUGUCUGUACGGUCUCGCGCUGCUAUUUGAGGACAAGGAUGCACCAGGGACGUUGAUGCUGCCGAAGCAUCUUCGCAUGAUCAUGAGGCCCAUCACCGGACUAAUUAUCAUCCUUCUUGCUAACAACCUGGAUAUCACAUCAGUCCUGUCUAUUAUCAUGGCCAUGAUAGUGUUCUGCUUAUUUUGGGAGAACGUGACCUCUUUGCAUCGCGAUGCCGGGAUAUGGGAGCCUUGGGAGAACACAAGACACCCCGAAGGGAGGAUCACCUCGGAUGAAUUAACUGUACCUGUGAUUAGUGAUGAACCAUCCCAUUCAGCGACUCCAUAG
Aspergillus tanneri is the source of this 1377-nucleotide messenger RNA. RefSeq lists its product as uncharacterized. NCBI's taxonomy places the organism in Eukaryota, Fungi, Ascomycota, Eurotiomycetes, Eurotiales, Aspergillaceae. The transcript has 4 exons. Bases 1 to 1377 code for a protein of 458 amino acids. The record is from RefSeq and is a predicted model, not a curated record.